This is a messenger RNA of Pezoporus flaviventris, 1562 nucleotides long. RefSeq names its product regulator of chromosome condensation 1 (gene RCC1). The coding region runs from base 12 to 1277 and encodes 421 amino acids. NCBI's taxonomy places the organism in Eukaryota, Metazoa, Chordata, Aves, Psittaciformes, Psittacidae. Gene Ontology annotation, molecular function: guanyl-nucleotide exchange factor activity. Gene Ontology annotation, cellular component: cytoplasm. The record is from RefSeq and is a predicted model, not a curated record. The transcript has 9 exons.
AUCCCAGCAGCAUGCCGAGGAAGCGCACCGGCAAGAAGAGCCUGGCGCCAGACCAGGAGUCUCCCGGGGGGAAGCGGAUUAAAGUGUGCCACCCGUCCCACCGCACGCAGCCCGGGCUGGUGCUGACGCUGGGGCAGGGCGAUGUUGGCCAGCUGGGCCUGGGAGAGGAUGUGAUGGAGAGGAAGAAACCAGCCCUGGUGUCCCUGCCGGAGAUGAUCCUGCAGGCGGAAGCGGGGGGCAUGCACACGGUGUGCCUCAGCCAGACAGGGAAGAUCUACACCUUUGGCUGCAAUGAUGAGGGUGCCCUCGGGCGAGACACCUCGGCAGAAGGGUCCGAGACCACGCCGGGGCUGGUGGAGCUGCAGGAGAAGGUGGUGCAGGUGUCUGCAGGGGACAGUCACACGGCUGCGCUGACGGAGGACGGCAGGGUUUUUGUCUGGGGCUCCUUCCGGGAUAACAACGGGGUGAUCGGCUUGCUGGAGCCCAUGAAGACCAGCUCCAUCCCUGUGCUGCUCCAGAUCAAUGCACCCGUCAUUAAAAUUGUCUCAGGGAAUGACCACCUAGUGAUGCUGACGGUGGAUGGUGACCUCUUCACGUGUGGCUGUGGUGAGCAGGGCCAGCUGGGGAGAGUGCCAGAGCUCUUUGCCAACCGAGGAGGAAGGAGAGGUCUACAGCGGUUGCUGAUCCCCGAGCGCGUCCCUGUCAGAGGCAAAGGCAACAGAGGCAAAUUGCGUUUCCAGGAUGCCUUUUGUGGGGCUUAUUUCACUUUUGCCAUCACAGAGGAGGGACACAUCUAUGGAUUCGGCCUCUCUAACUACCAUCAGCUUGGCACCCAGGGCACCGAGCCCUGCUUCUCCCCACAGAACCUGACGUGCUUCAAGAACUCCACCAAGUCCUGGGUCGGGUUCUCUGGAGGGCAGCACCACACAGUGUGUGUGGACUCAGAGGGGAAAGCCUACAGCCUGGGCAGGGCAGAGUACGGCCGCCUGGGCCUCGGGGCUGGGGCAGAGGAGAAGAGCACACCCACAGUCAUCCCUGAGCUGCCCAGCAUCUCCUCUGUGGCCUGCGGAGCUUCGGUUGGCUACGCUGUCAGCAGUGACGGCCGAGCGUUCGCCUGGGGCAUGGGCACCAACUACCAGCUGGGCACAGGGGAGGAGGAGGACGCCUGGAGCCCUGUGGAGAUGGUGGGCAAGCAGCUGGAGAACCGCACGGUGCUGGCCGUGUCCAGUGGUGGGCAGCACACUGUGCUGCUGGUCAAGGACAAGGAGCAGAGUUGAUGAAGCGACAGCUCAGCUGAGCCCAGUGGGAUGACAGGACCUGCACACCCCCCCCGCCUUCCACCUGGGACGGGUGACUGGUUUCCAGCUCUGGUGUCCCAUCACUGGCAGGGGGAGGGCAGGAGGCUCCCGGAGCUGGGAGCAGACCCCGUGGCUGGAGCAGGGCUCUCCAGGGGUGCUCGUGGUUUCUCCCUGCGUGUGUCUUGUCUUCCCACGGUGCCCGGUGCUCUGUCAGCUCCCCCAGGUUGGCUUGGUCCUAAAUCAAUCUCAGUGCUGUGGCUGGAU